Aplosporella prunicola CBS 121167 is the source of this 2012-nucleotide messenger RNA. RefSeq lists its product as uncharacterized. NCBI's taxonomy places the organism in Eukaryota, Fungi, Ascomycota, Dothideomycetes, Botryosphaeriales, Aplosporellaceae. The record is from RefSeq and is a predicted model, not a curated record. Gene Ontology annotation, cellular component: plasma membrane. The coding region runs from base 76 to 1590 and encodes 504 amino acids. The transcript is spliced from 2 exons. Gene Ontology annotation, biological process: cellular response to pH.
GUCCGCCCACCGUGCCACCCCGCAACGCCGUCCAUAACACCCGCGACCCCAGCCAGCCAGCCAGCGAGCUAUACCAUGCCGUUCCCCUUCGAGCUGCCCACGACCUCGUCCGUCUCCCUCUGCGACUACUACUCCAGCAGCACGCACCCGUCGCUGCCCCUCGCGGCCACGUCCUCGCGCGGCGUCCUGCGCGCCGUCCUGAAGGCGCAUAAGCGCCUCCCCGCCGCCGCCCAAGCCAGCAACCUCCCCGCCGUCAUCGCCGCCCUGACAGAUUAUCUCGCGCAUCUGGCCGCGCUGGACGCGGGGCUGUCCAACAAUGGGCAGCAACAACAACAAAACACCACCACCACGCUCACCUCCCCCGCCCAAGACCUCGCAACCGCCUGGCGCCCCACGCUCUCCCCCUCCCCCGUCCCGGGCCGCGACCCUCCCCGCGCCAAACUGCACGGCCUAGAGCCAGAGCUCUUGUUCGCGCUGCACGCGCUCGCGUGCGCGCAUUCGCUGUCCGCACGAGAGCAGCUGCGCUCGCUGGUCGUGGCGCCGGAGGCCGAGCCACCCGCUCGCGCUGCGGCGGUCGCGGCCGCGAUGCGCGCCUUCUUGGACGCGAGGGGCGUGCAUGCUUAUGUGGCGAGGCGGGCAGGGCUGCGGGUGCAGCAGCAGCAACAGCAACAGCAGGGAGGUACAGCAGCAGUGCCGCCGCCGCCGACGACGCCGGUGGACAUAAGCAGCGCGACGCAGAGCGCGCUGGCGGAGCUGGCGCUCGCAGAGGCGACGCUCGCCGCCGUCCUCAAGGACGAUCCGUACCCCGGCCUCGUGGCAGAGGAGCGGAGCGCGUCGUCGCGGGAGUGGAUGGUGGCGGGGCCGGCGAUACCGAAAGUGCGGGCGCACCUGUUUGCGCGGCUGUGCGUGGCAGCGGGGGAGCACGCUGCGCGGGGCCAGGCACUGCUUCUCACAGAACGCGGCGUCGACGAGCGCCUGCCGCGGUAUCUUGACGAUUUGCGCCGGACGGCCCGUGGGAAGGCGGCGCGGUUUUUGGGGCUGGAUGCUGAGGGGGCGGGGAGGGGGGGCGAGGGCAUUGCCUGGCUACGGGGGGCGCGGCUCGAGAUGGGGUUUAAGGCGGAGGGGGGUGCGGAGGGGGAAGAGCGUAAGAGGGCGGGGCAGGGGUUUGCGCGGUUGAGGAAGGGCUGGGCGGAGAAGAGGGAGGAUCGGCGGAUUGAGCGCGGGGAGGGGUGGGGUGGUGAUGCGGGGCGUUUUGAGGAGGGCAGGAUUGUCGAGAUGUUGGAGCGGAAGUGGGUCAAGAUGAAUGAUACUAUACAGAUCCAGCCCAUCCCCCCCUCGGCCCCACUCCUCGCAACCAUGCCCUCCGGCCGCGAAUACCACCCAAACCCGCCCUCAUUCGUCCCCUGCGGCUUAGACGCAGACGCGCUGGGCCGGAUGCGCGCGCCUGUGGACGCUGGUGCUGCUGCUGGAGGAGGAGGAGGAGGAGGAGGAGGAGGAGGAGGGGGUGGUGGUGUUGGUGCUGUGGGAAUGGGUGAGGAGGACGAUAGUGGUGAUGAAGGUGUGGAGGAGGGGGGGAGUGCGUAUUAUUAGGUUGGUGUUUGGUGGGUAGGUGGUGGGUGUGGAUGGGGGUGGUGGUGAUGAGAGGUAGACGGAGGUGAGGGCGAGGGCAGCCGCAUCGAUGGAAGGAAUAUGUCAGGAACGGGACGGAGCGGAUGGGCGGGAACCGCAACGGCAGCGGAAAAGAGACGGCAAGAGCGUGCGUGCGUGCGUGUGCAUGCAGCACGGCGCCGUAAGCGCUGUAAGAGCAACCCAGUGCGUCACUUCGAUGGCGUAGAGGAGCUAUGAAUACGCAGGAGCAUAAUCUAUUUUCAGCGCAACGCAACGGCGAGGUGGUCUUGUCUUGGGUGCUCUGCACACGUAUACCCAUACUUAUUCACACAUACACACACAUACGCAUACGCACGCUCGGUACAACUAAACAACACCCAUCGCUUCCGUUCCGUCCCUCAGCC